AUGCGCACUUCAUCCCUUGUCCCAGCCCUCCUCCUGGCAUCAAGUCUCGUAUAUGCCCACCGCCACGACGCUCGCUCUCGCAGCAGACACAUGCGUAGAGCCAAGAGGGAAGAGGUGGCUUCAAGCGGCCGCUGGUCGGUGUACGAAACAAGCACCUGGAUCGCGGACAAUGCAGCUGCCACUCCUACUACCCAGGCUUCCGAGACUGUGUGGGUGACAGAGUAUGUGUAUGAUGAUGACAUUGCUGGCGAAACGGCCUCGACCUCUGCCAGCUCCGUCAGCCAGACUGCCUCUUCGAGCGCUCUGGAAGCUGUUGCCCUCGCCGUUUCCGAUUCUUCUUCUCUUGCCGUGUCCGACUCUUCCCUCGCUGCCUCAGCAACCCAAACCAACUCUUCUGCCGCCUCUGCCUCGAUCACCGACGCCCCCACGGGCACCGUCUCGGGCGAUAUCGUCGAGCUCGCCGCCGUCUCUGCCACCACCUCUCUCGCCACUGCCCAGAUCCAAAACGAGCUCCUCGCUCUCGGCUAUACCAUCUCCUUUGAUGCCGAACUUUCUCUCGGGUUCACCGUCGAAGGACCUACCGCCACUUCUGGUGCCGCCACUGCGUCGGCCACUGCGACCACGUCCAGCGCUGCGACAGGAUCGAGCGGUACAACUGUGGGAGGGGAGAAGAAAGUGUUUGCGCACUUUAUGGUUGGAAUCGUCUCUACGUAUACGCAGAGUGACUGGUUGGCGGAUAUGCAGCUCGCAAAGGACGCUGGUAUCGAUGGCUUCGCGCUCAACAUUGGUGUCGACUCUUACUCUGAGGGCCAGCUUGACCUCGCCUAUGCUGCUUGCGAGACUCUCUCAGAAUUUAACGUCUUCAUCUCGUUUGAUUUCAACUGGUACACUCUCGCCAAUGUCACUGGUGUCGCCGACAUGCUCAAGCGCUUCAAAGACUCUUCAGCACAGUACCGAGUCGACGGCAAGCCUUUCGUCUCGUCCUUUAUCGGUGAUGGAUUCGAUUGGUCUUCUACCGCUUCUCAGGUUGGGGAAGAGCUCUAUGCUGUGCCAUUCUUCCAGGCUACGGAGGACAAUGCCAAUGACGCUGGUGUAUCCGGUCUCUUCUCUUGGGCUGCCUGGCCAGGACAGCUCGACAAUGUCCCCGUCAACGAGGAUAUGUCCACCUCUCGCGACAUUGAAUACCUCGACCUCCUCGAAGCCUCCAACAAGACCUAUAUGAUGCCGGUCAGCAGCUGGUUCUCGACCCACUUUGGCAAGGAGGUAUCUUAUUCCAAGAAUUGGGUGUUCAAGGGCGAGAGUCUUUGGAAGGACCGAUGGGAGCAGGUUCUGGCGAUUGGCAACCGAGUCAAUUUCGUUGAAAUUGUCACUUGGAAUGACUAUGGAGAGUCUCACCACAUCGGCCCCUUCAACACUCCCCACACCGACGACUCUUCUUCCCUCUGGGCAUCCGGCCUUGACCACACCGCUAUGAUGGACUUUGCCAUUCCAUACAUCAAAGCCUUCAAGGCUGGCAAAUCGGAGCCCGUCAUCGAACAAGAGAUGCUCGUCUACUGGCACCGUCCCCACCUCAAGUCGGCAUCUUGCGACGAUACAGACAAUUGUCUCGGCAGACCUACUGGCUGGGACUAUCUCGAGGAUACUGUCUUUGUGUCUACCAUGACUCAGUGGGGCGGGGUUAUCAAGGUGACCUCUGGAAACAGUCUGCCGGUGAUCCGAUAUGUCGAGCAGGGAGUGCAGAUGGUGGAAGUACCGAUGGGGGUUGGAGCCCAAAGCUUUGAGUUUGUCUCUUUCAAGGGUGGCUUUGGUAGGACCACCAGUAACGUCACAGUCACUGACGAGUGUUGGAAUGGGAUUUACAAUUACAAUUAUAACGCUGGCUCCAUCAAGCUCUGA
This is a messenger RNA of Cryptococcus wingfieldii CBS 7118, 1896 nucleotides long. RefSeq lists its product as hypothetical. NCBI's taxonomy places the organism in Eukaryota, Fungi, Basidiomycota, Tremellomycetes, Tremellales, Cryptococcaceae. The coding region runs from base 1 to 1896 and encodes 631 amino acids. The transcript has 6 exons. Gene Ontology annotation, molecular function: glucan endo-1,3-alpha-glucosidase activity. The record is from RefSeq and is a predicted model, not a curated record.